This is a messenger RNA of Salvelinus sp. IW2-2015, 3476 nucleotides long. Its product is annotated as TBC1 domain family member 10A. NCBI's taxonomy places the organism in Eukaryota, Metazoa, Chordata, Actinopteri, Salmoniformes, Salmonidae. The record is from RefSeq and is a predicted model, not a curated record.
AAGACAUGUAGACCUGUGACAUAUCUGGGUUAUCUUUUCUGUCUCUGCAUCACCUCUUUAGACGUGCCAGUCCUGUGAGAGAUUGAUUGUCAUUUGAUUUCAACGGUUUUAUCGGGCUGACCAGUCAUUAGAAGUAUACCAAUUUUUGUAUUUUGACUUGCGGUGCUGUUGUUGUUAAACAGCUAACGUUAGUGGYAUGCUUCUCACUGGCAGUGCUAGCGGUUGGCUAACAUAGCCAGCUAGCUAUCUAGUUGCCAUUCAUUGAUUCUGACAUUGUUUUUUUAUUUUCGUUAACGUUAAUUGGUUGGCGAGCUAACGUUUAUUAGCGUACUAGUUAGUCGAGAACUAGCUAGUUGCUUUGAUUAAGGCUAGCUAGCUAGGUUACUGAUUUAACUGCGACGAUGCUAUGGUCAGCUUAUGACAAGAUGUUGGACAACCAAAAACUAGCUACCUAGCUAAAGUUACAAUUAAAUAAUGGGAGGUUUAGUUGACUAAUUGUAUUUGAAGAAGUAAGCUAGAGGGAGCUAGUGGUUUAAAUGGCAAAAAUAGAACCAGGCAAUGGACUUAAGUCAGCAGAGUCCCGCAAAAGUUUGCGGGGCACGACAGAAAGUCUGGCACUAACAGAUGGAGAAGGCAACCUCUUCGGCUCAGACUCGGAACUAAAUGCCUAUACCAGUGAGAGACAGACGGAUAAAUAUGGAUUUAUUGGGGGUGCACAACAAUAUUCAGAACAAUCAGCUGAAAAYAUCCCUCCUGAGGUGCUGAGGCAGAGGGAGGCCAAAUGGCUGGACAUGCUCAACAACUGGGACAAGUGGAUGGCAAAGAGACACAAGAAGAUGAAGCUGCGCUGUCAGAAGGGCAUACCCCCCUCUCUGCGAGGCCGGGCGUGGCUCUACCUGUCUGGAGGAAAGGUGAAGAGGGAGCAGCACAAGGGCACAUUUGAGGAGCUGGACAGCCAGGCAGGAGACCCUAAGUGGGUGGAUGUGAUAGAGAGGGACCUCCACAGACAGUUCCCCUUCCAUGAGAUGUUUGUGGCAAGAGGAGGCCAUGGGCAGCAGGACCUGUACCGUGUCCUGAAGGCCUAUACUCUGCACCGGCCAGAGGAGGGUUACUGCCAGGCCCAGGCUCCCAUUGCUGCUGUGCUGCUAAUGCACAUGCCUGCUGAGGAUGCAUUCUGGGGUCUGGUCCAGAUCUGUGAGAAGUACCUUCCUGGAUACUACAGUGCAGGGCUGGAGGCGAUCCAGCUGGAUGGAGAGAUCCUGUUUGCUCUGCUGAAGCGGGUGUCUCCUCUUGCCCACCGCCACCUGAAGAAGCACAAGAUGGACCCCAUCCUGUACAUGACAGAGUGGUUCAUGUGUGCCUUCUCGAGAACCCUGCCCUGGGUCUCCGUGCUGCGCGUCUGGGACAUGUUCCUCUGUGAGGGAGUGAAGAUCAUCUUCCGGGUGGGCCUGGUGUUGUUGAAGUGCAUGCUGGGCUCCCAGGACAAGCUGAAGACGUGCCAGGGCCAGUAUGAGACUAUGGAGCUGCUCAAGACCAUAGAUACACGCUACAUGCAGGAGGGGUUUCUAGUGCGGGAGAUUCUAGAGCUGCCGGUGUCAGAGCGGGACAUUGAGAAGGAGCACCUGGCAUCAGUGCGGCGCUGGAAGGAGACCCGGGGUGAGUUGCACUGCAAGUCCCUUCCCAGAAUGCACGGCGCCAAGGCCAUCAUGGCUGCCGAGCCGCCCAGUCGCCAAGACCUGAGACAGAACCCCACCAUCAUAGUCGAGUCGCCCCUGGCAACCAAGAGCAAUGGGGAGGACAAGGAAAGGAAAGGGACCAAAGAGGAGAAGAAUGGGAAGAAAAACAGCUUUCCGACCCCAGUGGCAGCCUACCUUGAACCCAGCGAGCCCUCCCCCCUCAAAGACACAGCCCUGCUGGGCUCCAAUCAGAGCCUGAGCAGCACAGAGCAUGACACCUACCUGUAGCAGGUACGGAUAGCCAUGACACUUGUUUACUGCUCACUGACUCCAUAUCCCCAGUAUACCUUUACCCUCUGACCCAUCCCCACCUCUGCCCUGACGAUCAGGUCCCACACCUCUUGACUGACCCUUUCCAUUAUAGCCAUUUGCAUCCAUAGCAAAACAUUCUAAAGCAAUUGGAAGCCUCUGGCAUAGACCCAAGUAGUAGUUGUUUUUCACACAUAUAUGCGAGAUGACAAUUCAAUCAGUUGGGAGAGUGCAGCACUAACCUUCGUUUAGUUGGCCAUACGGGUAUACAUGCACUUGGGCUGAGGGUAGAUUGAUCUCAGCGGCAGGCUGUAUAAUCAUAUCAGUUGAUCUUUUCUCACUGAAGAAGUCUUAGACUGAGUCAAUAUCAGAUGACAUAACUAUGAAGUCUGCUUAGCCAAGAGUUCUGGAUCUGGAGGCUGGACCACUGCCUAUUUACGUAUUCCACCUAAUAUAUACUGUAGUAUGAGACACUACAUUGCCAACACACACCAAUCCAGCAUUGUUAGAUUUAGUUCUCAGUCACAGGGAAUGUCAAUUCAGUUAAAUUGUAAUCCCAGCAGAAUAUUUUGAAUCACAUAGGUUGCCAACAUACUGUAUAAAGAUUAAUGCUAUUGUCAUUCACUCAUUGGUGCAUCCUUUCUCUCUGGUUGUAGUGGAUGUUGAUGAACACUAGAGGGCUCUGUGGGGCAUUUUCCUGCCCUGACCAAUGAAAGAACUUGAAUGACGGGUUGAGGGAAAAUCAAUCAUCUGUAUAUCAUCUUCAUAUUUUUAAAUGAAGGAAAUGAACAUUUGCAGGACAAUUCCUGUCACUAGACCAAAGCUUGUUGAUUUGAUGUUUUGACAUAUAGUAUGUGUUGUAAGAGCCAUGUUGUCUGAAUUAUUCCUGAGUGUGUUUUUGAUUCUUUGCUGAGCUCCAGAGAACAGAGUGAGUGUGUGUGUGUGGUCAUGCAGUGGGAGAAACAUGGUAGAAUGCCAGUCGAUAGACCACUCAUAUCAUACUCAGCCAUGUUGAUUUCAUCUAGACGUUUUGAAGAGAAGUAUAAGCUAUUUGUGUAUAGCUGUUUAUUAACUCUGUGCAUAAUUUCUUUGUAUACAAUCAUCUAUGUUUCACAUAAAUGUGUGUCACGGUCAAAUAUUUGCCUGUAGAUAAGAUUACAACUGCUGAAGUUGACGUUUCUGAAGGGAACAUUUGUAUGAAAGAACUGGGUAAAAAAAUGAUUGUAUAUUUUUGUAUGGUAAAAGGAUGAUUUCUAUAAAAAUUGCUGUAGAUUUUCACACUUGCACAUAGCGUAGUAUAAAACUUAAUAUACUAUAGAUUUUUUAUUUGUCUAAGAUGAAGCACUUUGUCCCUGGUCAAUCCCUUUAAGAAUAGAAUGAACAAUAACAUUUUGUUUGUCUUCUGUAAAAUUGUCCGUGUGUGUAUAUACACAAAACAAAAAUGUAAACACAACAUGUAAAGUGUUGGUUUCAUGAGCUGAAAUAAAAAAU